Molecule: messenger RNA, 782 nt
Organism: Galeopterus variegatus (Sunda flying lemur)
Lineage: Eukaryota; Metazoa; Chordata; Mammalia; Dermoptera; Cynocephalidae
Product: COBW domain-containing protein 1
Exons: 9
Coding region: 66-782 (238 amino acids)
Cellular component (GO): cytoplasm
Source: RefSeq, a predicted model, not a curated record
CGGCAGCGGCUCGGCGUCUUUGGAGCCGACUCUUGAGCUGAGGGAGAGGCGUGUUGUAGGACGGGAUGUUACAGGCUGUAGGAGCGGUGGAUGAGGAAGAGGAGCAUGCGGAGGACGACUGUCCUGAAUUGGUUCCGAUUGAGACGAUGCAAGGAGAGGAGGAGGAAAAGUCUGGCCCCGGCUCCAAGAUCCCAGUCACAAUUAUCACCGGGUAUUUAGGUGCUGGGAAGACAACACUUCUGAACUAUAUUUUGACAGAGCAACAUAGUAAAAGAGUAGCAGUUAUUUUAAAUGAAUUUGGGGAAGGAAGUGCAGUGGAGAAAUCCUUAGCUGUCAGCCAUGGUGGAGAACUCUAUGAAGAGUGGCUGGAACUUAGAAACGGUUGUCUCUGCUGUUCAGUGAAGGACAAUGGCCUCCGAGCUAUUGAGAAUUUGAUGCAGAAGAAGGGGAAAUUUGAUUACAUACUGUUAGAGACCACUGGGUUAGCAGAUCCUGGUGCUGUGGCUUCUAUGUUUUGGGUUGAUGCUGAAUUAGGGAGUGAUAUUUAUCUUGAUGGUAUUAUAACUGUUGUGGAUUCAAAAUAUGGAUUAAAACACUUAACAGAAGAAAAACCUGAUGGCCUUAUCAAUGAAGCUACGAGGCAAGUUGCUGUGGCAGAUAUCAUUCUUAUCAAUAAAACAGACUUGGUUCCAGAAGAGGAUUUAAACAAAUUAAGAACAACCAUUAGAUCAAUAAAUGGACUAGGAAAAGUUUUAGAAACACAAAGAUCAAGGUACUUUUAA